AUGACAAAUAAACCCGUACCUGUGAUCCAUACAACAAUCCCUUUCCGCUUCUCUCUCUUACUCUUCACAUUCACAUUCACCUUCUCCCAUUUCACCCUAUCUGCCACCACCGUCACCACCGCACCCGACGCUUCCGGCAACAUCGACUUCAUCCGAGCAAGCUGCAACACCACGCUAUACCAGGACCUCUGCCUCUCACGCUUCGCCGUCGCAGUGCACCGCAACCACGCUAACCUCGCCCGCGUGGCCGUCGCCGUCUCCCUCUCCAAGGCCCACGGCGCGGCCGCCUACCGCACCAGCCAGUCAGCCACGGAGCCACCGCAUCAGCCACGAGUAGUUUUGGACUGUAGUGUGGAGCUGUUCAGGCAGAUCCUUGCAGCUUCAAUUGGGGUUUUGCUUUUCGAAUAG
Cajanus cajan (pigeon pea) is the source of this 408-nucleotide messenger RNA. RefSeq lists its product as uncharacterized. Gene Ontology annotation, molecular function: enzyme inhibitor activity. Lineage: Eukaryota; Viridiplantae; Streptophyta; Magnoliopsida; Fabales; Fabaceae. The record is from RefSeq and is a predicted model, not a curated record.